Molecule: messenger RNA, 532 nt
Organism: Didymodactylos carnosus
Lineage: Eukaryota; Metazoa; Rotifera; Eurotatoria; Philodinida; Philodinidae
Source: the annotation of a GenBank genome assembly
AUCGACGUAGUGAAAAAAAAAAUUAUUUAACGAGUCAACUAUUUUAUAAUGGCGAAACAGAGUGAUAUCAACAAAAAAAACACAACACCAAUUUGGACAAAAUGGUCAAAACGGACAGGGUGGACAAAAUGGACAAUAUGGACAAGGUGGACAAAAUGGACAGGGUGGACAAAAUGGACAAGGUGGACAAAAUGGACAAGGUGGACAAAACGGACAAGGUGGGCAAAACGGACAAGGUGGACAAAAUGGACAAAAUGGUGGUCAAAAUGGAGGAAUUAAUGGUUAUGCACCGACUGGUGCCGAAGUGGGAACCGGUUAUACAUCUGAAAAUGUAAACGUCGAUUAUUAUGGUGAUAACAAUCCAAUACCAACUAAUAUUCGUAGCGCCAUUGUUAAACCCAAUCCAGUGAGAGUUAAACCGGCAACUACAAAACGACCAAGAAGUAAAGCACCAAUAAGAGGUUAUAUUAUUAAGAACGGUAUUCGUUAUCCAAUUAUUAUGCAUCAGAAAAACAAACAAGUAGAAAAUUAG